AGGCAGCCGAAACCAGUAGAUGGUUGGAUAGAUGUGUAGAAUAGAAUGUGAGUGAGUGAUUGAGUGAAUGAGAGAGGGCAUGCGUUCGACGUGCACAAACACACAGCGAGAGAGAAAGAGUUCGAGUGAAUUGAGAGAACGGGGAAGAGAAAUAAAGGAGCAGAAGAAGGAAAAGAAGAAGAAAAAAAAAAAUAAACGAGAAGAGACAAAUAGUUCUGAAAGCUAGCAGCUGAACAUGAAACGGUUGUUGAGGCCCAAUGCCAACUUAAAGUCAAUAAAUUCUUAUUUGUAGAGUACAAGACAUCAAAACAAAAACAGUGUUCACACAUUUCAAAAAGAAAAAUGUAUUCUUUUUUAUUUAUAUUUUUUAAUUAGAUUAGUUUGUAGUGCAUAUAAAUAUAUUUUAUAAAGAAAAAUUUAGUUUUUUUUUUGUUUAUCGAUUAUCGUGUGUGUGUGUACCGUUCGGUUUUUUAUUUACUCUGUCUUCGACCCGUAAAAUUUAAGUGAAAUGGCCUCAGUAAGGUAAAUCAAAGAUUCGAUAUAUAUGCGUAUAGAUUACAUUGUAGAGUGUGUAUAUCCGGUACAUGGUACAAAAAUGAAUUGACAUGAGAUUUUCGGAACAUUUUGCCUUGUGUCUUCCGACACUCGCCGUAAUUUUAUUUCGUGUAUCGAUGACUGUGUGUGUUUUUGCGUAUAUACAAAAAACCAAUGACCCGUGAUUCAAACAGUGAAUCCUUCGUGUGUUUAAUAGAAAAACAAAUCAAAUGUUUAUUUUUUCGAGCGUAAAGGAGAAGAACCCAAGACAAUGCAAAAAAAAUAAAAAAAUUGGGCGUGACGUAUGAACAACAUAAACCAAUAUUUCGGAAGCGGAAUGAACGCGCUUGACAUUUGCUACGGUUUAAAGAAUUUUCUGAGAAUUUUGGUCGGUGAUUCAUUUGUGAGGAUGUUUCGCACACGGAUUUGUCGUUGCGAUUCCAGAAAUCAAAAGAAAAUAGGCACAUGAGGAUUUAAUUAAAUCGCAUCCGUUGCGAUUGACAAUGCGCCAUAAGACAAUAGCAUUCGUCGGUGCUUGCUUGCUCCAACAUUGCCAUUGCCGUUGCCGCUGUCGCUGGUUCUACUGCUGCUGCUGCUGCUGCCAUUCAUUCGCAUUUUGGUAUUGCCUACAUACAUCGUGCAAGUAUUUGCCCCAGAGUGUUUGUGUGUAUGAAGCAACGAUAUAAAAUUAAGUGCGAUUUAAAGAGAGAUGAAGAAUUAAAAAAAAUGUGAAUCAAUUUGUACAAAUGAAAAAUGAAAAAAUUUAUUUCGAAAAAAUAAUACAAAAACAACAAAAAAGUGAAAAUAGAAAAUAUCGAGUGAAGAGAAGAAACUAAAAAUAGGGAGAAAAAAAUGCUAUCACACGGACAAUCAAGAAUCGAAUGGGUGGAAAUAAUCGAACCUCGUACGAGGGAACACAUGUAUGCCAAUCUAACGACGGGCGAAUGUGUAUGGGAUCCACCAGAGGGAGUGAAUAUCAAGCGAACUGACGACUCACAGUGGUGGGAGCUGUUCGAUAAAAAUACGAAACGUUUUUACUAUUACAAUGUUUCGUCGCAAACGACGGCCUGGCAUCGUCCAACGAAUUGUGACAUAAUCCCAUUGGCCAAACUGCAAACGCUCAAACAAAACACGGAUCCAAACGAUGCACGCGAUGAUUUUCCGGGCUCAUCAAAUUCGAAAUAUGGCACGGAUCAACGAUACGAUGACACAAAUCGUUCGCAUGGUUCGGCAAGCAACACAUCAAAUAUUUUACCACCACCGAGCGCACCUGAAUCUCGAAGCGCCGAUAUCCUAUCUCACAUAUCGGAACGACACAAUAGCUAUAGUCGCCUGUCUCCUGGGGACUCUGCUUCCACAGGCAAAACAAAAUCUCAUCGUUACUGCCGGCACGCUCAAGGCUCAACUCCAUCGCACGGUGGAAAACCGAAUCUAGACUCGGGGAAAUCAAGUGAUUCCAGUUUAUCGAGUAGUUACAGACAUGGUCACGAUAGCGGCAGCUUACGCAUGGAUCAACGAUCCAAGCACCUAGCAGACAAUACUUAUCGAAAAAUGCAAGAAAGUUCCAGUUCACACAGUAUUCCCCACGUAGCAUUAUCAUCGGAUUCGAAAGCACCGUCGAUAUCCUAUUCAGCAUCACACACAACGGAUAUGAGUAGUGCACAGUCAACGAAUACACCGCAAUUCAAAAAGAAACUGCUAUCGGAGAAGUCACCAUCUUCAUCGGCACGAGAAAGUGGUCACAUUGCAAAACAUCAAAGUUUCGAUUAUGCCAAAAAUUCUCCCAUGGUGUCGUUAGUGCGAUCGGGUAGUUUUAUGUCAACGCCAAAGCAAACAAAUAUUGUUAAAAAAGGUAGCAUCGAUGGCAAUGGUGGUGGUGCAAGUGAUGAUUCCAUGCAUGAAAAAUAUUUCAAAUCAGUUGAAAAUACGCCAGUGUCAAAGCGGCGCAACCAGUCUUUGUCAGCCUGUACUAAUCAAAAGCACUCAAGUGAUUCCAGUCCUCAUAGUCCAAUGAGCCCAAAGAAAAAUACACUGCGAGCAUCAAGGCCCACAGCUCUAUCUAGUACAGCUGAACCAUUUCACUUAUUUAAAUCUAGUCAAGAUACUAAUAACAGUUUAGAGAAAAGUUCCAAACAUGAACGGUAUUUGGAAAAGAUGCGUAAAGAAAUGCCAAAUAAAACUUCUCCUUCCAGUGAGGCCAUUGAGCAUAGUACAUCCGCUGUUUCAAUAAGUAAAAUCAAUAAUUUAUUCAAACCAUCAUCGUCAACAUCAACCAACAAAAGCAGUGCAUCUAGUCAUUACAACUCAAAUUCAAUUGGCAAAAGUUCAACUGGAAAAGAGAAAUCCAAUUCCCACACGCAGUACAUGGAUCGAUAUAAUUCACUGUCCGAGAAACAAGAUCGAAAAACUUCAUCAAUCAAAGCCAAAAAGCAUCAGUCUUCAGCAAAUAGCGAUGUUGAUUAUGUCGAAUACGACAAUGACAAUAUGUCGCCAUUAUACAGCAAUUGGGAUCAAGAAACACAAGAACAUUUGCUCCCACUGCAACAUUAUAUUAUCGAGCAGGCAAAGCUGUCUGGCAGCUAUCACAUGGGCGAUGCGCUUGAUUCUGAUUCGCUGCACUCCGAUAGUCAAUCAGAGCAUUCGUUUUCGGGUCAUGAGCCAGACAAUGAAGAUUCGGAUCAUUCAGAUAGUCAAGGUGACUACUUGGCACACCAUUACAGCACCACUAUGGAUGAUUAUGGCGAAGUUUAUUACAAUGUACACAUCGGAUACGAACGAAACCAAAAACAGGACAAUAUAUCGGAGGAGGUCGAACAUCGUUUGGAAAGAGAAUGCGGCCAAAUCUAUAGUCCAAUCAAAAAUCAUCCAUUUUUUCAACAGCAGCCGCAACCCCAAAGUCAACCGUACAAUUCGCAUCAGAGUCAAAAAAGCCAGCCAAGUCAACAACCACAACCAAAACCCCAGCCACACCAAACUCAAUCAAAAACCGGCACUACUCAAUCGCAACAAUCAAAAAAGUCACAACCAGAAUCAGAUGUUGCCAAUUAUCAAAAAACUCAACCGCAAUUCUCGCAGCCAUACGCUAAUCUACCAAAUGUUACAAAAGCAAUGCCAAGCAAACUACCGCCAACACUUCCGAUCAUGAAGGAAUGCAAUAUUGAAAAGUUUGCCCAAGAUAAUUUGAACCUACACUCGAAGGGUUUGUUCCGAAAGAAAUCGUCGAUACGCGAUAUGCUGAGCUGGACACCAGACUCAAUCAGUCGGCCCAUGUUGGCGGUGUCUAGAGACAAAGCGACCAAGAAAAUGGCAACGGAAAUGUUUAAAUUGAUACAAAUUUAUAUGGGUGACCGUAAGGCACGAGACGGAAUGUCACUCAAUUCGGUCGCGAUGGAUAUCAUAACAACAGCAUUGGCACAACCGCCGCUCCGCGAUGAACUGUACAUUCAAUUGUGUCGCCAAACAACCGAAAAUCAUAUUCGUGGUUCGCUCAUCAGAGGCUGGGAAUUGCUUGCGAUUUGCUUGUCAUUUUUACCACCAUCGCCCACUUUUCAACCAGCUCUACUCAACUACAUGAAUCGUCACCGAGAUCCAACUUUUGCCACAACUUUUCCGGAAGUUGGAAAAUGGCCAAUACACGUACAAGUGUCACAUUAUGCAACUGUAGCUUGUCGACGACUCGAACGAAUCGGUAGCAAUGGUAAAAAACAGGCCAAGAAACCAAACGAAGAUGAAAUCGAACAAUCAAGAGAGCAAAUUAUUCGCAAGAGUAUGUUUGGCAAUACAUUAGACGAAGUGAUGGAAUUGCAAAAAGAUCGCUUCCCAUAUCGUAAAUUGCCAUGGAUUCAAGUGACACUUUCGCAACAGGUUUUACUAUUAAACGGAACACAAACAGAAGGUAUAUUUCGUGUAUCGGCUGAUGUGGACGAGGUUGCCUAUUGGAAGGCACGUUUAGAUCGGUGGGAUGUUCCUGAGCAUAAGAGUACAAUGGAUGCACACGCGCCAGCAAGUCUACUGAAACUUUGGUAUCGUGAACUUUAUGACCCGUUGAUACCGGAUGAAUUAUACGAAGAGUGCGUUGCAACAGAGGAUCCUGAAACGGCAGCGGCAAUCGUUAAUCGAUUACCACCACUUAAUAAAUUGGUACUAACUUAUUUAGUAUACUUCUUGCAACAAUUUUCUCAGCCCGACAUAGUUGCGUGCACAAAAAUGGACUCAUCAAACCUUGCGAUGGUGUUUGCACCAAAUUGUUUACGAUGCACAUCACAAGAUCCAAAGGUUAUAUUGGAAAAUGCUCGCAAAGAGAUGUCAUUUAUGCGUACAUUGAUCAGCCAUAUGGAUACUUCGAGCGUUGUCAAUUUGGAGUAAAAGCGAAAAAAGAGAGAGAAAAAAAAUAUAAAACACAAAAAUCAAGCAAGAGCAUUAUAACAAUAAUUGUACAAUAACAACACGUUGCUAAAAGAAAAUUACAAAUUAAAAUCAUGGAUAAAUAAUGAAUUUGAAA
Messenger RNA from Sitodiplosis mosellana (orange wheat blossom midge), 5035 nucleotides. RefSeq lists its product as uncharacterized. Gene Ontology annotation, biological process: signal transduction. The transcript has 19 exons. The record is from RefSeq and is a predicted model, not a curated record. Gene Ontology annotation, cellular component: cytoplasm; cytoskeleton. NCBI's taxonomy places the organism in Eukaryota, Metazoa, Arthropoda, Insecta, Diptera, Cecidomyiidae. Gene Ontology annotation, molecular function: GTPase activator activity; protein binding. The coding region runs from base 1387 to 4899 and encodes 1170 amino acids.